Molecule: messenger RNA, 1638 nt
Organism: Monoraphidium neglectum
Lineage: Eukaryota; Viridiplantae; Chlorophyta; Chlorophyceae; Sphaeropleales; Selenastraceae
Exons: 4
Coding region: 1-1638 (545 amino acids)
Source: RefSeq, a predicted model, not a curated record
AUGGCUUUGCAGGGUCUGCCUGCUUAUGUCAUCGAGCACCUGGCUGAGUGCGCGGCAGCGGCGGAGCUGGAUUAUGGCCGCAAGCUGCAAGCAGCGGAGGCCGAAAACCAGCGGCUCAGGAGGCAGGUUCAGAACCUGCAGGCCGCGGGGGCGGCGACACCACGCCUCUCCCAGACGGCGGCCGUCAUGGUGACGUCUAACACUCCGGCCUCGACAGACAUGGCGCUGCUCAGGAUCCAGAAGGACCAGCUGCAGGGGCAGGUCGACGCGGUCAUGGCGGAUCUGGGAGCGCGCAGGGCAGAGCUGGCGGCCGCCCGCCUCCAACACACCCAGGCGCUGUCGGACGGAGAGGCCGCGCGCCGCGCGGCGGCCGCUGCCGCGCAGCGCCAAGGAGAAGCCGAGGCGGUGGCGGCGGCUGCGGAGGGCGAGGCUGAGGCGGCACGGCGCGCGGCCGCGGAUGCGCGUGCAGCUGCUGUGGCGGCGAGGGAAGAGGCGCAAGCAGCGCAGCAACUCGCCGCAGACGAGCGCUCGGCGGCAGACGCAGCGGUGGCCCUGCGAGGUGCGGAGGACCGGCGUGCUGAAGCAGCAGCGGCCGCGGCGGCCGCUGCCGAGGAGCAGCUGUCUGAGAUGCGGCGUGGAGCGGCCGCCGCAGAGGUGGAGGCCAAUUCGGCGCGCGCUGAGGCGUCGCGUCUGCGCACAGAGGCCGAGUCGCUGGCGCGGGAAACGGAGGCCGCGCGCGACGCGGCGGCAGAUGCGCAGCUCGCGCUGCAGGCCGCCAACGAUGCACGCGCUGCGGGGCAGGUUGCGGCGGCAGAGGCGCAGGCAGAGGCACAGCGACUGCGAGAGGAGCGGGACCGGCUGGCUGCGGAGGUUGAAGAGCUUCGCUCUGCCGCGGCUAUGGCGGCGGCAUCAGCGCCGGAGCAGCGGGCUGACGUGGCCGCGGCGGACGUGAACGCUGAGGGCAGGGCGCUGCAGGCGCGCAUUCGGGAGCUUGAGCGGCAGCUGACCGACAGCCAACAGCAGCAGCAGCAGCAGCAGCAGCAGCAGCAGCAGCAGCAGCAGCAGCAGCAGCCCCAGUCAGGCCAGGAGCUGGACCAACCGGCAGGUCAAGCGGAGCCCCGACCAUCUACCAGCGCCAUCAGCGGGCGCACCACGCGCAGCAAGGCGGCCCGCCCGUCGGCCAGCGGCGCGAGCGAGUCGCAGGGCCACACAGCACAGGUGGAUUCGGGACCAAUGACGCGCCGGCGCUCGCACGCGGCGGGGACCUCUCUCAGUGGCGGCCGCGCGGCGAGGGCGGCGGGCUCUCAGGACACGGCCGGCGCCCGCCCGAGCCGUGCCACGCGGGCCGCGGCUGCCCGAGAGGCGGAAGAUGAUGCAGACAGUGCAGGAGCUGCCCACGACGGCCACGCCGGCGGCGGCGGAGGCAGCGGAAGGGGCCGCGCGACUCCCGGGCGCUCCGCCGCCUCGUCCGCCUCUGGCAGUGCAGGGGCCAAGAGGAGCGCGGGGACGGCGGCUGCAGCGCGGCGUGGCGUGGAGGGUCGCAGCAAGGCCGCGUGUCUAUCCCCGCUGGCUGAGGGUGAUGCUGAGGGCGAGGAGGUGGACCAGCCCAGGAAGAGGAGGGCCGCCACUAGGCAGUGA